Molecule: messenger RNA, 1284 nt
Organism: Phyllostomus discolor (pale spear-nosed bat)
Lineage: Eukaryota; Metazoa; Chordata; Mammalia; Chiroptera; Phyllostomidae
Product: swi5-dependent recombination DNA repair protein 1 homolog
Exons: 1
Biological process (GO): positive regulation of DNA-templated transcription; double-strand break repair via homologous recombination
Cellular component (GO): Swi5-Sfr1 complex
Source: RefSeq, a predicted model, not a curated record
CUCUGGGGAUGGUGGAGGGAGGGUUUUCUCGCUACUUAAAACGAUACGGACAGACUAACAUUCAUCUGCAGUUGUGCUCCUUAUCCCUCAGGCCUGGAGGGUCAUUGGUUCUAAUCACCCGGCCUUCAUGGUUUAGGGUAGUGUGAAAACUCAUGUCCUACGCGUCAAGAUUUCACUUAUAUUUCCUUUCAUUAUGAAGCUGGCAAAACGAAAUGAAAGCGUUCUUAACUAUCCAACGUUUUGCUUCUCCUCGACCCCUCUAUGGCAGGUUUUGAAGAGAUAAACCAAGACUUCAUAUUCAAGAUGGAAAGUCCUUCAGACCCAGCUGUGAUUCUACCUGGCACUCCACAAGGCUGUGCCAGUGUACCAUCUCCCCACACAAGUAGUUCAAGAAAACAACCUAUGAGUGCAACACUUAGAGAAUGGUUAAGGAAAACUAGAUCUUCAUUUAAUUCCUGUUACACUGUGGUAAAACGUCUUAAAGUAGAGAAUGAGGAAAACAAUCAGACCUUUUCAGAGAAACCAUCAUCAACAGAAGAAAGCUGUUUGGAAUUUCAAGAUAAUUUUAAACACAUAGACAGUGAAUUUGAAGAAAGUUCAUAUUUGAAAAAUACCUUUAAGAAUAUCAAUGCAUGUGACUCUAAGUCACUUGAUACUGAAUCUUGCAGUGGUCUGCAAAAUUAUUUUGAUGAGAAUCUUCCCUAAAAAGGAUUAAAUGAAGAAAAGGCAAAAUUGGUGAGGCAGAUUUGGGAGAAAGAAGACCUUCUUCGGAGGCUAAAACUAGUUAAAAUGUAUAGAUCAAAGAAUGACCUGUCUCAGUUACAGCUGUUAAUAAAGAAAUGGAGACACUGUAGCCAACUGUUGCUUUAUGAGUUGCAGUCAGCUAUGUCUGAGGAGAACAAGAAACUCAGCCUUACUCAGUUGAUAGACCACUAUGGAUUGGAUGAUAAAUUGCUACACUAUAACAGAAAUGAAGAAGAAUUUAUAGGUGUUUAAUUCAUAAUUUCUUCUCUAGUAUAUCUUUGACACUUACAUCUUAAAAAAUACUUAUACAUUUUAAAGAGAAGAUAUGAACCGUUAGGGCUUAAAGAAAGGUAUUUGGUGAACAUCAAUUUAGGGCACUCUGUUAGAUAAAAUAUUAAUUCUAAAAUGAAAAUUUAGUAUUUUGGAUAAAUUUGCCAAAGAAAAUUUGACAUUUAAAGAAACAUGAAAAAAUUUUACUCAUGUUUUAAAACAUAAUUUAGUUAGUUCUGGAAGUCAGUCAGUUGUAAUACAUUAUUUUGU